Lichtheimia ornata is the source of this 738-nucleotide messenger RNA. RefSeq lists its product as uncharacterized. NCBI's taxonomy places the organism in Eukaryota, Fungi, Mucoromycota, Mucoromycetes, Mucorales, Lichtheimiaceae. The transcript has 2 exons. The record is from RefSeq and is a predicted model, not a curated record. Bases 1 to 738 code for a protein of 245 amino acids.
AUGUCCAUCAAAGAUCGUCUUGCAAGGAUCAGACUCGAUCCCUUUCCUCAGUUGACCCAUGUCUUUGGCGAAUACCUUUGCAAGCCCCGUUUGGUCAUUCUAACUGCCAUCCUCACCAAGAUCUGCCUUGAUCGCCUUUAUCAAUAUUCAGCGAUUGUCAAUCCUAAUGGGCAAUUGGAUGCAGAGGGCAAGCCUACAUUGGAUAUUCUCGAGUAUCACCAUCCAAGCACAGCGGAUGACAUCUACAGCUUCCUUGCAGGUUAUGGAGCCAAGGGUCGUGAGGCGUACUUGUCCUUGUUGUUUUACGACAAUGCAUUCUUGUUGUGUCGUACAUUGCCAUUGUGCUUGUUGACGUAUAUGGGAUUUAAAAAAGCACCACAAUGGAUUCGACCUGGUGUAUGGAUUCAUCUUCUCACUACUGCUUGGGAUCUUGGAGAAAACGCAUUGCUUUAUAUCAUCCUCAAGACUUAUCCUCGUCGUCUCGACUUUGUUGCAUGGCUUGCUACUGGAUUUAUUCAAGGCAAAUGGGUGCUAUUCUGGGCUACCAUCUUCCUUAUCUUUGUAUCAGUGGGAUCAGCCAUUUACUACACGUUCCAUUCAAUGCUAGCUGACUCGGUGAUGGUGCUACAGAAUGAUAAAAAAGACAAGGAAAAUGCUCGUCGUCAUGUGGAUGCUGUGCUUAAACGCCAACGCGCUCUUGCUGCUGCAUCAGCCGCCGGAAAGAAGAAGCAAUCUUGA